AUUUUUAAGACGCCCCAAUAUGCGAUCGUGCAAGUUACAAUCAAAACCCAGAGAAAUGAAGCGCCACCUCCUCAAGUGAAAACCAGAGAUCUACACAGCAAAUCCAUGGCGUAUUCAAUAAUACUCAUCCUCUGCUUUCUUCUCCCCGCUUCUUCACACCUUGAAACAGAACGAGGAUCAGAAUUAGGGCGAAGAUUACUGAUGAGCUUCAAGGAGACGCCUGAAGGACUCAAUAUCACUUACGAUUGCUCUCCUUCUGGUCCUUGUAUCCCUUGCCUUUACGCAGAGAAGAAUGAUGGCAAAUACCGAUGUAGUGAAACUGGUUAUCGUAUACCUUUAAGAUGUGAGGAAAGUAAAGCUGUUUCUAAAGAAAAAGUCAGCAAUAAGGAGUCUGGUGCAGUUAAACAGAGAAGUCUUUUGGAUAAUAAAUCGGCAUCAAAGGGUGGGGCAGAUUCAUACAUCACAUACAGAAGCUGUAUACCUGCAACUAAUGAAGAGAAAAUAUCCGUACUUGGAUUUGAGGGAAUUAUGCUAUUUUUGCUUAUCCUUAGUGGUUCGUUUGUGUACUUCAGAAGAAAGGGAAAUGUUCAUGUAUCAGGAGCAGUUAGAGUACCCACGAGUUCUAGGUUUUAAUUUUGGUUCAUUAUAUUAGGCCGCGUGUAAUUUCCCUGUAUUUUCUACCUUCUCACUAUGUUCUGAAUGUCUUUAAUCCUUGAACCUUUGUAAAUGAAAGAUAACUUUUAAUCCAUCAGUUUGUAUAAGUUUAUUUGUAA
Molecule: messenger RNA, 773 nt
Organism: Daucus carota subsp. sativus
Lineage: Eukaryota; Viridiplantae; Streptophyta; Magnoliopsida; Apiales; Apiaceae
Exons: 4
Coding region: 106-633 (175 amino acids)
Source: RefSeq, a predicted model, not a curated record